UUAUGCAUGAGAUAUCUACGAAUUGGUGCACAUUUUUGCAGACAUACAGGGAUUUCUUCCAAACACUCUGAGUGUAUGUGAUUCUAAUGUAAGGCGCGUGGUUAUCAGUGGACUUUGAUGUCAUGAAUGGGCUUCCUGGAUCAGCUGGAGGCUGUCACUUGUUGGACUGAACUCCGCUGAAGGCUGACAGAGCGCACGUAAUGAUCGCUGCGCGUCACUGACGCGCUGUCGCUCGCCUGGAGACUGGAGCAGAGCUGACUGACACUAUUCUGAGCGCGCCAAGUGAAAGGAAGGCAGAAACAUGGCUGGUUUGAUGGCAGGUUUUGGUCAUUACACCCACGCGAUCGUCCGGGGAAUCCCUGCGUCGCUGGCCACGGAGGCGCUCAGGACCAGCCAGGCGGAGGUGGACCUGGACAAGGCGCGAGGGGAGCAUGACGCGUACGUGCAGGUCCUGCGGACGAGGCUCGGGCUGGAGGUGGUGGAGCUCCCCGCGGACGAGGCGCUCCCGGACUGCGUGUUCGUGGAGGACGCGGCCGUGGUGUGCGGGGACACGGCGCUCAUCACCAGACCCGGGGCCGAGAGCAGGAGGGGAGAGACCGAGGCAAUGAAAGAAGCUUUAAAGGAUCUCAAAAUGAACAUUGUGGAAAUUACAGACGAGAAUGCAACUCUGGAUGGAGGAGAUGUUCUCUUUACAGGGAGAGAGUUCUUUGUGGGGCUCUCCAAACGGACCAAUCAGAGGGGAGCAGAGAUUCUUGCUGAUGCCUUUAAGGACUAUGCUGUUUCCACUGUGCCGGUGCUGGAAGGGCUGCACCUGAAGAGCUUCUGCAGCAUGGGGGGACCCGGCCUUAUAGUCAUCGGCUCCAGUGACCACGCUCAGAAAGCCCUCAAGAUUAUGCAGCAAAUGAGCGACCAUCGCUAUGACAAGCUGACCGUGCCCGACGACCUCGCCGCGAACUGCAUCUACAUGAACCUGCCUAACAAGGGCCACGUGCUCCUGCACUGCACGACGGAGGAGUUUCCAGAGAGCGUUAAGGUCUUUGAGAAGUUAAAGGACCACAUGCUGAUCCCCGUGUCCAAUCUGGAGAAGGUCAAGUUGGACGGGGCCCUGACUUGCUGCUCUGUGCUCAUCAACAAGAAGAAACCCGACAACUGAGCAUGCUCACGAGCGGUCCGUCAGUGCGAGGCAGCUAAACGAAACCUGUCUCUACUCAUUAUAGAGCCAAGAUUUAAAAAUAGACAAAAUAACAACGCAGAGCACUUAAAAUGUAUAGAAUAAAACCAAAUUCAUAGGAAAUGAAAGAAAUCAGACUUAUUUUGAUCUUUGCACAGCGUGACAUGAUUUAAAACUUAAUCAUAGGAUACAAAAGAAUGUUAAGAAAAAUCCCUUUAUAUUAAAAAUCCCAAGACCAAAAAGAAUGUGAAAGAAGUAAAACUUCGACGUUUUUUCCCCUUUUAGAAUGCAUCAAAUCAUCAAAGACAAACGUAUUUAAUUCUUUACAGGCUCUUUAUACUUAUAUACAACAUUCACGUAUAUUAUUAAUACACGCACCAACAUGCAACAUGUCUCACUAAAGCACUAUGAGACACUAAUCAGAAACAGAAUGACACUGAAAAGUCUUAAAAAGUGUGAAUAGAAACGGACUAUUUGAAUAGUUCCAGGUUAAUUGUCUUUGUAAAAAUUAGGAUUGCACAUAAAAAAGUGAACUGUGAAACAGUUUUUGCUUUUUCCCAUUAAAGCACUUUUGAAAAGUGAUGAAAAAUGUGUCCCUAAAUUAGAAAAUCCCAUUCUUCGUAUUUGUUUCUGAUCCUUAGCUGAUGCCUGAUGUUUACAGAUCUAGAUCUGUGUAAUAAUAACCACUUUGGGUGCUAUUGUAAAGUAGACUUCCUUUAAGUUGUAAACAGUUAUAUUCCUAUUAAGUUUCGUCGAUUACAAACGUAGCUAACAUCUGAGGCAGGAAAACAUGUUUUUUUUUACCACAAUAACUGUGAAUCCAUUUUGCGUGUCUUAGUUUACACCUGUGUAUGUUUCUCAACAGUGAAUUGAAUUUAUAGGAAUUUGACUUUAGACUAAGAUGCACUAAACUGCUUCCAAUGUAAGAAUGUGAAAAAGGAGUUUGACUACAUUUCCAAAAUCAACUAAAAAUGAAAUUUUGCAUUAAAAGAAGUUCAUGAUUCA
Messenger RNA from Oryzias melastigma (Indian medaka), 2176 nucleotides. RefSeq names its product dimethylarginine dimethylaminohydrolase 1 (gene ddah1). Bases 302 to 1153 code for a protein of 283 amino acids. The transcript is spliced from 7 exons. Gene Ontology annotation, molecular function: dimethylargininase activity; amino acid binding. The record is from RefSeq and is a predicted model, not a curated record. NCBI's taxonomy places the organism in Eukaryota, Metazoa, Chordata, Actinopteri, Beloniformes, Adrianichthyidae. Gene Ontology annotation, biological process: arginine metabolic process; positive regulation of nitric oxide biosynthetic process.